Molecule: messenger RNA, 888 nt
Organism: Metarhizium brunneum ARSEF 3297
Lineage: Eukaryota; Fungi; Ascomycota; Sordariomycetes; Hypocreales; Clavicipitaceae
Source: RefSeq, a predicted model, not a curated record
AUGGCCAAUCAAUUGACUGUCAACCUUUUCGAAGAGCCUAUCGAGGAGGGAGAGUUCCGCACAAAGAACAAGCCCAAUGAGAGAUUCCGGCCCGUUCUCGUCGAUCGGGGAGAUCAACUUUGUACAAAGAUCAACAUUGUCGGCAUCACCCAUGGAGAGAUGACCGGGGGCGAGGACCUAGCCACUCUCCUCGUCUUCGAGAUGCGUCAUAUCGCUACAGGUGGGCGACGUUUCAAGAGCGCAUCAGUGAUGUUCAAAUUCGAGGACUCUGAGGGUAAGUCCGACUGGGACCCGGUUGUCCACGACAUCUCCCCCGAGGGCCAGUGGGCGCUCAGCAAGACGGAAAAGGUGCGAAAUAUCAAGUUAGGUGCCAAUGCAGGCCUCAGCGCGGGAAUCGAUCCGAUCAGUGCGGAAGCCGGACUGCUUUGGGAGAUGGAAGAGGUGAAGAGCCGAGAGUUCUACACCAAGUUGACCGGAGCGAAGAAGAUCAUCAGAAAAGGGUUCGAUGGACAAGAGAAUGUUGUUAUUUGGAAGCUGGAGGAAAACGGGGACAAGCAAGAUGGAAUCCCAAUUUUCGUCCGAGCGGCAGUUCUCCUGAGACGCCCCUACGAUGUGCCCUUCACCUUCACCGUCAAGGUCAAGGCCGACGUGGACUUCAUCGGAAAAGUCAAGACACUGUUUGGCCUGGAGAAGAAUGACCCCAUUGAUCCAGUGGAAAUUGGCCUCGCAGAGAUGCCGAAGACUGGACGCGCGUCGAUGGUGAGCCUAGACCCCCAGAUUCAUAACCUGAAGGAAAUGGAUAGCCUGGGUUUGAAGGAUGUGGCCGAUGUGACGGUCACUACCGUGUUGGAUGGAACAGAGCUGCGAGGGAGGGGGGCUGCCAAGUGA